Messenger RNA from Eutrema salsugineum, 1613 nucleotides. Its product is annotated as ATP-dependent RNA helicase DBP3. The record is from RefSeq and is a predicted model, not a curated record. NCBI's taxonomy places the organism in Eukaryota, Viridiplantae, Streptophyta, Magnoliopsida, Brassicales, Brassicaceae. Gene Ontology annotation, cellular component: cytoplasmic stress granule; P-body. Gene Ontology annotation, biological process: P-body assembly; cytoplasmic stress granule assembly. Gene Ontology annotation, molecular function: mRNA binding; ATP binding. The transcript is spliced from 7 exons. Bases 52 to 1551 code for a protein of 499 amino acids.
GAGCAACGGCGGCCGAAGCUACUGAGCAAAACCUUCAAAGAAGGAAAAAUCAUGGCGAAAGGCGACGAUGCUUUGGCGAGGAAGAAGAACAAAUUAACGAGGAAGAAGAAUAAUCGAAAGAACGAUUCCGCCACCGUAUCUGCUCGCAUCGCCGCCAUCAUCGCCGCUAAGAAACGCCGCAAGUCUGGCAAACGCAGCAUGUGUCAGGGAAUGUGUUUUAGCCUUCCUACACCUGAAGAUCCGUUCAAUGAGAAGCAAGGUAAAGUGGACAUUACCAAAAAGAAAAAGAAGAAGGUCAAGAAAGAUAGAGAAGGCAAGAAGAAACCAUCUGCUAUGUCCAGUGAUGGCGAUGGGAAGAAGCUGAAAGGUCCACCAAAGUAUGUGAUGUUGUGCCUGAACAGUAUAGAGACCUCGUUUCGAAGUGAUGAUCAACAUGAGAAGUCUUUGUUCACUAGCACCUGGGGGAUUGAGUUCUGGAAAUGUUUUAAUUCUGGAAAAGAUGUUCUAGAGACAAGUGGAGCAUCUUCCACCUUGGAACAGAUCGCGUGGAUCGUUUCGACCGCGACAGAUGCUAUGUCUAGACGGGAGAAAGAAGAGCAGGAGGAGGAGGAGUCAUUAAGCAACAGCCCUUUCCUCUUGUACCUCGUACCAUCUCAGUCUAAAGCAUCCAAGGUUCGAUCGGUUUGCAAGGCACUGAAAGGUAUUGGAAUUCACACAGUGAGCUUACACCAAGGAGCGUCACUAGAUCAUCAGAUAUCUGGAUUGAAAAGCUGUGAACCUGAGUUUCUAGUUUCUACACCUGAGAGACUUUUGGAGAUUGUUGCCCUGAAGGGAGUUGAUAUAUCGGGGGUUUCAUUGCUGGUCAUUGAUGAACUAGGUUCACAUUGCACUAGUGGUUAUCUAGAUGCGGUGAAAUCCAUUAAGCAGGCCAUUUCCAGCGAACACCGAACGAUAGUUUUCAGCGACAGUUUUAGCGCUUCCUAUAUUCCAGCCGUCCAGAGUCUUUUGGGAGGAUCAAUUAACAGACUUUCCCUCAGUGAUUCUGUUGCCAGCCAAGCCUCUUGUAUUAGCCAGACUGUAAAUGUGUGCGCCUCGGAGGAAAAAAAGCUGCAGAAGUUUUCAGAGGUUCUGGAUUCAUCAUCUUCAAAGAUUAUAUACAUUGUUGCAAAGGAGGAAAGUUUCAGAAAGUUAAAGGCUCUACUUAAGGUCAAAGGUCUCUCUGUUUCAGCCAAUAGCGACUCUAAAAUCUCAGAGCUCAAAAAGAGCCGGAAGCCAUUGGCACGCUUGAUCGAUAUCGAAGAGUUGGAUAUAACAGUAAUGAGUGACUUUGAAACCGUUCUACUUCCGGAUUUUGUUCCAUCGUUCGAAACAUACGUUCAGAUUCUGACAAGUAUGGCUAGAGACAGUGUCCACGGCGUACUGCACAGCUUUCUAACGGAGAAGGAGGCGGUUUCUUAUCCGGCUGGUUCAUUGGUGAAUGUUCUUGAGGAUUGUGGCCAGAUCGUGCCUGAGCCUUGGAGGAAUAUGUAUGCUUCUUCUAUGUCUGAUUGAUCAAUUGUUCUCUUCCAAGUCUUCUUUAUCUUUUGGUUAAAGUGAUUAGUUUUGACUGUGGA